AAGCCAAAUCUAAUGCCAGGCCAGCUGAAUCCGCUCAUGUUUCUGUGUUGGCUGCGUUUUUCUGUAGUGUUUUGAACUCUGCUAUGAGGUGUUUUGUUUGUGGGGGAUGCAGCUGGAGGUUGUGAUAAAAGUCCACACAACAUCGUGACCCAUCAGCAUAGCGACUAAGAUGAUCUUCUCAUCCAAGGUGCAAGUACUGGUUACUGGCUGCAAAGCAAAAGGUCUCAGAACAUGGGCAGUGCAGUCCAUGAGACCAACACUGGUUCCUCAUCUUGACCGCAUAUACUUCAAGACCCUCGAGCCAAGACCUGCUCUGGGUCUACGGCAGGCAUCUACAGCACCAAAUAAGGCCAGUAAUGCAAUUACAGAAGCCAGAGAAAAUGAAUCAGCUCAGUUGACAAUAGGACAGAAAGUGAAACAAACCACUAAGGAUGCAAGCUAUCUUGGAGUGAUCCUAGCUGGCCUUAGUGUCACUGGUCUCAUGUUUUAUGCCAUCUUCCGGGAGCUUUUCUCCGGCCGUAGCCCUAACUCUGUGUACACACGAGCGCUUGAGCGGUGUCGUUCCAACACCAGUGUCCUUGCUGCAUUUGGGGAGCCACUUCAGGGUCACGGUGAAACUACAGCCCGAGGACGUCGCAGGCAUGUCAGCCACGUAGAAUACAUCAAAGACGGCAUUAACCACAUGCGCAUGAAGUUCUACAUCAAGGGUCCUCAUAAAUCUGGAACUGUUCAUUUGGAAGUACGAGAGAAUGCACAUAAGCAGUAUGAAUACCGCUACCUGUUUGUUGAUGUGGAUGGGCCAACGAGGAGGACUAUUGUCCUUGAAGACAACAGAGAUAGUGAUCAUGGUUCAGUUUCGGAUGUGACAAUGAUGGAUGCUGCUUAAGUUGUGAGAUACCUGUGUAACAUCAAUGUAGGUAUGUGAUUCUGAGGCACUUUGUUAUAAGAGUUAUGUAAUUAAAUUGUUCACUUUCUAAGGACAAAUGACAAAUAAAGGUACAUGCACCUUC
Ornithodoros turicata is the source of this 1010-nucleotide messenger RNA. RefSeq names its product mitochondrial import inner membrane translocase subunit Tim21-like. Lineage: Eukaryota; Metazoa; Arthropoda; Arachnida; Ixodida; Argasidae. The transcript has 6 exons. Gene Ontology annotation, biological process: protein import into mitochondrial matrix. The record is from RefSeq and is a predicted model, not a curated record. Bases 170 to 886 code for a protein of 238 amino acids. Gene Ontology annotation, cellular component: TIM23 mitochondrial import inner membrane translocase complex.